This is a messenger RNA of Patiria miniata (bat star), 3545 nucleotides long. Its product is annotated as ubiquitin-conjugating enzyme E2 R2-like. The transcript has 5 exons. The coding region runs from base 133 to 864 and encodes 243 amino acids. Lineage: Eukaryota; Metazoa; Echinodermata; Asteroidea; Valvatida; Asterinidae. The record is from RefSeq and is a predicted model, not a curated record. Gene Ontology annotation, biological process: ubiquitin-dependent protein catabolic process; protein polyubiquitination. Gene Ontology annotation, molecular function: ubiquitin conjugating enzyme activity.
ACAACACACAUCAGAUGUACUGCGGUGCGUAUGGGAACUGAACUACGAAAUUUAUCAUCGGGAAGACAACAAAUCUGACCAUUUUUUGUGCUUAAAACAACCAGUGGAAAUACGAUCGUCGAGACGGUGGACAUGGCAACGACACCACCGUCUGCUGCCUUGCGAGCUCUGAGUGUAGAACUAAAGAAAAUAAACGAUGAACCAGUGGAAGGUUUCAAAGUAACUCUCCCAAAUGAAGCGAAUCUGUUCGAAUGGGAAGUGGCGAUCUUUGGGCCACCGGAAACGCUCUACCAAGGGGGAUAUUUUAAGGCACAAAUGAAGUUUCCACACGACUAUCCGUAUUCACCUCCAACGUUCAAGUUUAUCACAAAAAUGUGGCAUCCCAACAUAUAUGAUCAAACCGGUGACGUAUGCAUAUCAAUCCUGCACCCGCCGGUGGACGACCCACAGAGCGGAGAGCUGCCUUCAGAAAGAUGGAAUCCUACACAGAGUGUUAGAACGAUCCUGCUAAGCGUCAUAUCGCUCUUGAACGAACCCAACACAUUCUCGCCUGCCAACGUCGAUGCCUCCGUCAUGUACAGAAAGUGGAAAGACUCCAAGGGCAAAGACAGCGAAUACGCAAAGAUAAUCCAUAAACAAGUCCUUAGGACAAAAGCCGACGCCGAGAAGGACGGCGUGGUGGUCCCUACAACCCUCCAAGACUACUGCCUCAAACCCAAGACACAGACCCCCUCACACAGCUCCCAGGACCUGACGGAUUUCUACGAAGACGACGACUAUGAUGGCGACUACGACGAAGAAGAGGAAGAAGAGGAAGAGUGUUACUAUGACGACGAAGACGACUCAGGCAACGGGGAAUCAUGAUGAUGUCGCAGGCUGCACAAAGCCCUGAACACUUUGUAUAGUUUUACUAGCAUUUGGGGAACAUUAUUUUCUUUCUUUUGUCUUAAUUGUUUUAUGUGUGUUGUUUUUUUUUUGUUGGGGGGGAAGGACGGAUGGGUGGGUGGGUUGGGCAUUUUUUGGGUGAAAAACUCCAUUUUUUGAUAAAGUGUUUUUGCCUUGUUGCGAUGACCACGUUUCUGCUUUUGAGACUUAGCAGACAUUGUCAUGAGAAAAUAGAGACCAUCUUGACUGAAUUUAACGAAUUCUUACAUCAUAACUUCACAUCAUACACACAGAUUCUUUAAACAGUAGUAGACUAUGCACAUGUACAUUUGAAAAUUGUCUGUGGCGUUGACCCAUCCAUGUUCACCAUUAGUAUGACUUUCCUUCAUUUAGGAGCAUCCCAGUAAUUUUUGAAAUGUAAUGGUGAACUUGGAUUGGCCUACAGUGCUCAAGUGAGCAAAACUUCAAUACUUGUGCUUGUACCAAUACAACAAGGCAAAGACAAAAAGUGCCAGAAUGGAUAUUUUCACCCAUUUCUUUGUUACAUGGUUUAUUUAGUUAUGUUUUGUCGAUUUUUUUUUUUUUUGAGGGGGGGGAGGGGGGAUUUGAUGGAAAUUUCAUCCAGUUUUGAGCUUGUGCUUGAUCUCCAAAUGAGCUACCAUAAUAAAUCAGCACAAAUUUAUCCACUUCACUCCGGAGCCACGCUUUGUAGGAUUUCCAAUUCAUCUUUUUUUUCCAGAUUGUCAUCAACCCUAUUUUCCUUGACAUUUUUCUUGACUUCGAAUUUUUAACAUCCAACACUUUAGAAAAUCAAUGCAUAUUCUUCAACAAAAAAAUCAAGCAACGCUCGAAGUAAUUAUCUUAUGUCCGUCGCACUUCAUAUUUUACGAAAAUUCAUGAAAAUAUGGGUGUUGGAUUUUUGGAGUUUUUGGGAUUUUUUUUGGUACGAAAAAAGAAAGAGUGCAUAAUGUAACCUAGUUUAUAAACCAAAGAUUUCUGAGGAGGAUCAUCAAUUUUGAAAUGAAUAUCUGAACCUUGUAGUGAAUCUCUCGCAACAUUUUUUUUGCUCAGAGCCAGAAUUCACCAAUCGUUGUUUCUGUUUAUUGUUUGAAUUAAUUGUUUUCUUCCCCCCUGCAUUUUUUCUUUUGUGUGGUUUUAUUUGUAUCAUAUACCUCAACAUUGAUAUUUCUGUUGGGUUUCAUAAUUGUCAUGAUUUCAGAUUCCAGCAGAUGUAAUUUAACGGGAAACGAAACUUGUAAUAAAGUAAUAAACUCAACCCAUACUUUUAUCACAGAUUGCACUGGGGCGAAGACACUUUUGUACUAAACCUGUAAACUUGAAAAAAAAAAAAAAAAAAUUACUGCUCUAAUUAUGCAAGCUGAAACCAAUUUCUGUGCAUUAAUUUCUGCAUUAUGAUGACAAGUUUAAAUGAAGAAAUUAGCUGAUUUUUGUGUUGUUUUAUGAAUAAGAGUUUGUAAUCAGGAAAAAAAAAUGUAUUUUCAGAACAAAACUCUCCGAACUAAGAAUAUUCAUGGAUGUUUACAACAACGUUGCAUUGGUAUUGAAAUGUAUUCAUUUGACUGUUGUGGAGGGAUGAUAGUAUGGACCUUUGACCUCUAGUACCCAGAAUGCAUUGGUGCAUGGGUCUGACUUUUACGAGAGAUUUGAAAGGUACACUAAUUUUGUUACGGGAACGGCAGGUUGAUUUUUUGUAUAAAAGAAAUGAGUGUUAGAUUUUUGGCAGAUGUUGUCAUUGGUAUGUGAUCAGGUUAUCAUAGAAACGAAAUCAACUCCUAACAAAAUUCGGAGGGGAAGUUGAUUUUGAAGUUCAUGUUUUUUGGAGUUUUUAAUCGUGCAGUUGGUCUGUUUUUAUACCAUAGAAUGUUGUUUAAAUGUUGUUUGUAAUGUUAAAGGGGAUGAAAAUGUUGAAAAAAAAAUCAACAAAAAUUGGGGUCCAUUUCGUCAUCAAAACAUUUUUUCUAAGAAAGUAGAGGCAAAAUGUUGGCGAUAUUAUUUUGGAGGUUCAGCAUAAUGAUUUAUACUUUUUUUCUGUAGUAACCCUAUAGGUUUUGCAGUUGCACACACUCAAAAACUUUACCCAGCUUAGGAAAUACAUUUAACGAGGGUUGAACAUCAAAAUCAAGCUAAAAGGCCUGAGAACGAAUUUCAGAUGGAGAAUGAUCUUGGUUUGGAAUAUUGAAAACAAAUGUCACCCAAAAGCAACAAAAAAAAAAGAAAUAUAUAAAUAAAUUUAAAAAAAUGUUAAUCUGUUUAUUUUCAGUGGCAAUUUCUAUACAUAAUUUUUUUGUUCAAUCAGCAAUUUUUGUACAAAUAUCUUUAAACUCUUCAAUGAAUGUCAAACUUCCAUUGCUUCAAUAUUUUCAGCUCAUAUAUUACACCCUCCCAGCAGUUUUCUAACAUCUUUGAUUUUUUUUUUCUUGGCAUUUUUUUUUACCUGCAAAAAUAAAAUGGUUAGGUUUCUGUUGAUAGGCACAGAUUCUAGGUUAAUACUUUAGUAUAAAAUCUCUUUGUAAUAUUUCCUACUUUUUUGUCUCCAUUAUGACCUAAAUUAUUUAGCUUUCUACAUACACUGUACAAGUAGUCAGAUAGAGUUAUGUGGGACUAGUGAUAAUAGUCAACAAUAAAUGUAAGAAACAAAC